Salvia splendens (bonfire salvia) is the source of this 1005-nucleotide messenger RNA. Its product is annotated as 60S ribosomal protein L23a. Gene Ontology annotation, biological process: translation. The transcript is spliced from 2 exons. Bases 82 to 795 code for a protein of 237 amino acids. The record is from RefSeq and is a predicted model, not a curated record. NCBI's taxonomy places the organism in Eukaryota, Viridiplantae, Streptophyta, Magnoliopsida, Lamiales, Lamiaceae. Gene Ontology annotation, molecular function: structural constituent of ribosome. Gene Ontology annotation, cellular component: ribosome.
AAUUAUUUAUCCUUUAGAUUUUGUUUCUCAUCUUCUCUGUAAAAACCCAACUAAACCCUCUGCAUUCCGUUUCCAAAUCUCAUGAAUCUUCAAAUGAUCGUCUCUUCAGUAGCUCCGCCGGCACCUGUCGGUUCUGGAAUUCUCUUCCGGCGCCCCGGUGCGUUGAAUUUUUCCUCCGGUGGCCCCAAUUCAACUUCAACAAAGCUCUCUUCUUUGUGCUCCACCUUUUUUCCCGUCCAAAAGGAUGUGGUUGGCAGGUUCCAAGCGUUGGAGACCAAGCAUCUAGAUAGAGUUUCCGUGCAUGCUGUGCCCAAGAUGGCUGAAAAUUACUAUGAACUUGAACCUUUGAAACAAGAAUUCAUGAGCACGGAUGCCUUGAAUUUAAAGUUUGAGGAUGCCGUUUUCUUAGAGCCAGAGCCAUUAACUGAAGUAAAGAAAUCUAAAGAGGAAGGUCCACAUUCAUCUGCCGCGAAGAAUUCAAAAAAGGAAAAGAAUCCCACACGCCUUAGCAGUAGUGCUGCAGUGAUAAAAACAACUGAUCAUUUUCAAAUCUUCAGAUAUCCUCUUGGGACGGAGUCUGCAAUAAAGGCAAUGUUGGAACGUAACACUUUGGUCUUUGUUGUCGACAAACGAGCUGAUAAGAAGAAUAUCAGAGAGGCUGCCAUAAAUAUGUUUAAGAUAAGGGUGAAGAAAGUGAAUACUUCAAUCACGCCUGCUGGAACGAAGAAUGCUUUUAUCAUGCUGCCAUCAGAUUUUAAGGCUGCGGACGUGGCUAAGAGGAUUAAAAUCUUGUGAAGAUCAUAGGAGUGUUUCUGACCAAUGCGAUUUUGCUCUCCAACAAUUUUAUAGUUUUAUCAAGAUUCGGUUAUCUUGAUCAGUAGCUGUAUGCUGCGAAUCUUAUUGUCUGUAAUCUGUAUCAAGCAGAGUCUGAACGAUUGCAGGAAAAGCUGCAUUCUUGUUUGAGUUUUGAGGCUAUUAACAGAUUAUGGUAUCUUCAGACCUUAA